Schizosaccharomyces japonicus yFS275 is the source of this 601-nucleotide messenger RNA. Its product is annotated as small nucleolar ribonucleoprotein Nop10. The record is from RefSeq and is a predicted model, not a curated record. NCBI's taxonomy places the organism in Eukaryota, Fungi, Ascomycota, Schizosaccharomycetes, Schizosaccharomycetales, Schizosaccharomycetaceae. Gene Ontology annotation, cellular component: nucleolus. The coding region runs from base 87 to 281 and encodes 64 amino acids. Gene Ontology annotation, biological process: pseudouridine synthesis; ribosome biogenesis. The transcript is spliced from 2 exons. Gene Ontology annotation, molecular function: snoRNA binding.
CGGCUCUCAACAUUUUGCCUACUGUGCACACCUCCACCGGCAGAAAAAAAAAAACACAAAAUUACUUCACAGUAUAAAACGACAAAAUGCAUUUGAUGUACUAUUUGAACGACGAGGGAAAGCGUGUUUACACGCUUAAAAAAUUUGCUCCUGAUGGAAAGCCCACUCACUCUUCUCACCCUGCCCGGUUCUCUCCUGAUGACAAGUACUCUAGACAACGUUACACUUUGAAGAAAAGAUUUGGUCUUUUGCCUUCUCAACAACCCGCUCCCAAAUGGUAAAUAACGUUGUUCCCAUUUGUGCAACAAAUUGCCGGGAAAAUACUGUCUUUUUUUGCUUUUAGUCUAUCCUAUUUUCAUUUCUUUUGGGUUCCCGGGUGUCGUUACUAUUUACUGAUGUGUUUCAUUUCAUCCGUGAAUAUUUGGUUAAUUUUUUACGAAGUGUUUCAGUGCAGUAGACUUGCCACUUCAGUUUCUGUUCGCCAACAAGUAGUUAAAUAAAAAAUAGUACGCUUUUCAUUAAGUGUACGUCGUCACAACUGUUAAUGGUAUUGUGUUUUUUUGGGAGAAACUCGACAGGCUGAGGGAAACGGUGCGUAGAC